This is a messenger RNA of Phytophthora sojae, 2049 nucleotides long. RefSeq lists its product as hypothetical. The record is from RefSeq and is a predicted model, not a curated record. The coding region runs from base 1 to 2049 and encodes 682 amino acids. NCBI's taxonomy places the organism in Eukaryota, Oomycota, Peronosporomycetes, Peronosporales, Peronosporaceae. The transcript is spliced from 7 exons.
AUGAUAAAACCGUGUACUCGCGCGUUUUACAAGUGGCUGCGUACGUCGUGGACCUCACUUUCACUUUUGCGAAGCAAGCAGUUUUUCGAUUUUCAAGCAACGGCCCGUAGAAGGCCGUGCCGCGAGGAAGUUAUGCCAGGCGAAGCAGGGCAACAAUGUGCCUACAUCGUGACAGGGUCAUCUGAAGGAGGACCACCACGCCUGUACCGGGUGACGGAAGACACGUCGGGAUUUAAGGAGAAAGCGAGGACCGAUUCGAGUGUGCAUGAUGAAACCCACCAUUGCAGCACCAACCAGCUCCGGAUCAACUUCUGCAUCGCCAAGAUUCUCGCUGUGGCUCUGUUUAUCGUUGGGGUGGUUGGGUUGAUUCUCGUGUUUUUCAAUGGCGAUGGGGUUCACCUCUUUUCCGUCGAUUUCGCCGACAUUAGCGAUGAUAAGCGCAAGAAGCUGCUCGACACGUACAACUCAAGAUUCAGCAACGUCAUGUCAGGCAUCAAUAAAACCAUUGAGAUUGCCAUCCAGCCGUUGGUCGCUGUCGGUAUUUUGUGUCUGGGUGCCAAGUGGUUCACUAGCAAGAGCGAGUUGAAUCUCUUGGUGGGGAUGGCCCCAACGCUUAUCGGGGCUGUGAUAGGAUUCUUGAAGAUAUUCACGCGGUACGAGGGGGUUCUCAACAACUCGGCGUUGAACACCAUGCUGCGAACUCGUUAUAUACCGGUCGAAGACGUGGCAACUACGUGCAAGGGGAUGUCGUUCCGAUUGUUCGAACUGUUUGGACUGCAGAUCGAGCUUCCCCAUGUCAUUUUUGGUUACCCAGAGAGACGUUGGCAGCUUGAUGCCCUUCCCUCGGCGAUCGAACCGAAAGUGACCUUAAACCUUCCCAUUCGGGAUAGUGGAGAUCACGGUAGUGCCAGUACCAUGGAUGCAGACCCACUUGCACCUCGAACGCUGUAUAUCAUGGCUCUGUUCGAAUUAUUUGAAAAUCUUGGUGGAAUGUGGAGCUUACCUACUCACCAUACAGAUGACCCUGGCGCUUUUUACAAUUUUGUGAGGUGGAGUCGAGCGGCUGCAAUGAAUUUGACGACCAAUGAAACAGAAUUACAUGAUGAGGUAUACCACGACGACGAGGUGAUGGUGGGUGAGAUGAUGGGAUUUGCUGGGGAUAACUUUGUCCCAGCCAUGAUGCUACACGAUCUGCUGGGGAAUGCGGCGAACAUCGUUGAGGAAGAAGUUGAGGCUGUCUAUCAUCUACACCAACUUGCAGACGCGCUUACUUAUACAUCACUUACCUUGAAAAUUCCAGUUCGCACAACAGACGCCGCACGCGAGAACCAAACCAUUCCAGUCUCGGAAAAUUGCGGCUCAGACGGGUGUAUUGUCGAAAUGCGACCGAGCCGUUCGUCAAAGCAACGCCGUUAUGUGAAGAUGGAAGCCCAAGUUCCGAUGGCAUCUCUGGCUGUAAACUCGUCAUCUCGUCUCUGGGAAAACAGUCCGGCUGAGCACGGAGUCGUUGCAGUAGAAAAGCAAGUCUGGCAAAAGCUGGUGCAAGUCGACAGAAGUUUACCGAUGCUGCUUCCUCGUAAUUUUGCUUAUGUUGACGAGGCAGCAAGGGAUUAUCUUCACGGGAUCACUAAUGAAUCGUGCUCGAGCCAAGCCGACAAAUUUCUCAAGAACACCGUGAUAAAUCAUUUGUUUGCAGAGGAAAGUCUACAAAUGAGCUACACCGCGGGCCUCCAGUUCGCGUUCAAGAACGGCGUCCUGCACGCCAUUGAUGGUAGUGACUUGGCGGGGAACGUUCACCAGUUUAAGCUCCAAGUGUCUAUUCCAUCUACCAACUGUAUUCUGUCGAGCCCUUUCGGUCGCCGCGCCGCACACCCACACUCAGCCCCCGUCCUUGCUGAAGCCAUGACGAAUACCGACAAGUUUCCACGCUCCCUGCUCAAGCUCUCGGUGGAACAACGUGAUACGGAAGGGACCCAAGCGCGCCUAGUCGAACUGGAUCAGGUCGAAAUGGCAGCGGCAGAGUUCGUCGAGAAAAAACAACCAAGUUAA